AUGUCAAUCACCGGCUUGUGCUUCCGUUUGUUGCCUUUCCAUAUUAUUAUUCUCUUCCUUUUGUUUAAACCUGAAUAUUCUUUUGCUGCAACAAAGCUCAAAAAUGAUGAAACCUCUUCAGGACAAAAUCAACAUUUCUUAGUUCACAUUGGAGUGAUACUUGAUCUGAAUUCUCCCAUUGGAACCAUGACGGAUUUAUGCAUAAAAAUGGCCCUCUCGGAUUUUUAUUCGGACGUAGGUUUAAUAUCUUGUUCUAACGACUUACGCACCAAGGAUGCCGAGAGUCUGCUGGAUACUAAUUUUGCAGUUCUUGAAUUACUUAAGCAUGAAGAAGUGCAUGGAAUCUUAGGGACACAGGUCGCAACAGAAGACAAAUUCCUCGCAGAGCUAGGUGGGAAAGUUCGUGUGCCAGUUAUUUCUUUCACCGCAAGAAGUUCAACUCUUCCCUAUUCACAAAACCGCUACUUUAUUAGGACUACUCCAGAUGAUAUGUAUCAAGCUCAAGCUCUCGCAGCCAUUUUCCAAGAAUUUCAAUGGUCUGAAGUAGUGAUUUUGUACGAAGACACGGAAUAUGGCAAUCAAUUUCUUUCACAUCUGAAUAAGGCAUUCCAAAAAAUUGAUAUUGGGAUAGCAUAUAUGAGUGCCAUCACUAUAUCAUCACAGGAUAGUCGAAUAUUAGAAGAACUCAAAAAGCUUAUGGCAAAGCAAACGAGGGUAUUCUUGGUGCACAUGAAUCCAACACUUGGUUACCAGCUAUUUUCUCUUGCCAAAAAGGCAGGAAUGAUGAGUGAAGGGUAUGCUUGGAUUAUUACUGAUUAUUUAUCCGACUUCUUAAGUUCCAAGGAUUUUGUAGCCCGUGAUUCAAUGGAAGGUGUUUUGGGUAUAAGGCCGUAUGUAUCCAGGUCGAAAAAGCUUGACAGUUUCCAAGAAAGGUGGAAAAGGAUUAUGGUUCUGAAGAGUAGGACGGGUUCAGUUAGGGACAUAAAUAUCUAUGGUUUGUGGUUGUACGACACAAUAUUCUCCUUAGCAAUAUCAGCAGAAAAGAUUGUGCCAGUGAAUUCUAGCUUAUUGUAUGUGAACACCAGCAAAAAUGGAACAGAUACUACAAACUUAAAAAUCUCAGCAUUUGGACCAAGACUUCUCAACGAAUUGUCACACACAAAAUUCAGAGGCUUGAGUGGAGAAUUUCAAUUGAUUAAUGGGCAACUGAAACCUCCAGCCUUUGAGAUAUUUAAUGUAAUUGGAAAUGGAGAGAGAACAGUGGGAUUUUGGACAGUGGAUAAAGGAAUAUCCAGAGAAUUAAGUUCAACUGGUGUUCCAACACACUCCUCAUCCACAAAAAGUCUCAAAAAAGCCAUGUGGCCUGGAGAUUCAGUCACACAUCCAAAGGGCUGGGCCCUUCCUGCAACAGGAAAACUGAGAGUUGGGGUUCCCGUGAAACAUGGAUUCAUAGAAUUUGUAAAUGUAAAAAUAGAUGCUGCCGCAAAUCGUACAAAUGCAACUGGUUUUUCGAUUGAUAUCUUCUUGGCAGCAUUGCAGUUGCUACCUUUCCCUACAAAAUAUGAAUUUUAUCCUUAUAAUGUCAGCGAAAAUUGUAACUCGAGUUAUGACGACAUGCUUCAUGAGAUACCUCAGGCAUUUGACAUUGUGGUGGGAGAUACAACAAUUUGGGCUCCACGAGCUGAUCAUGUUGAUUUUUCGUUACCAUAUUCUGAACGAGGAAUCGUUCUAGUGGUCAAAAAUAAGAAGCCAUUUGACACGUGGAUUUUUGUUAAGCCUUUGCGGUGGGACCUUUGGCUGACGAUCAUUGCCGCCUGCAUUUUGAUGGGAAUAGUGCUUCGAAUAUUGGAACACAGAGUACCAAACACAAAUGAAGAGUCAGUUAGGCCACACAGGGAGAGACUUCUAACGACUUACUGGUCUCCAAUAAUAGCUCUUGCAUUUCCUGAAAGGAAUAUGGUGGCUAAUACCUGGUCAAUAAUUGUAUUGGUAUUUUGGUUGUUUAUGGCAUUCAUCCUCAUGCAGAGCUACACAGCAAACUUAUCAGCUAUUCUGACAGUAGAUCAAUUAAAUUUUGUUUUAUCUGAGGAAAUUUAUGUGGGAUAUCAGGAGGGUUCCUUUAUGAAAUUUUUUUUGAAAGAGCGACUACACAUAAACGAAUCAAGGCUCAAAAAAUAUUCAACAGUUGAAGAGUACCAUGAUGGAAUGACUAGAGGAAGCCAACGAGGAGGCAUAGAUGCCAUAUUUGAUGAGAUUCCUUACAUGAAGAUUUUCCUCAAGAAAUACGAUAGAGUCAUGUUUUAUCAACCUGGUUCAUACAGGACGGAUGGAUUUGGUUUCGCAUUUCCUAUUGGCUCUCCCUUAACUGCGCAUUUCUCAAAGGCCAUCUUAGCCGUUACUCAAGGUCCAAACAUGACAUCUAUUGAGCAAACAAAUUUCGGACCUGGAUACUCUUCUCAAGAUCCACUUCCCUCAACAAUCUCCCAACGGACUUCUAGUCUUACUUUUUAUGACUUCGGAGGGCUCUUCAUUAUUGUAGGGUCAGUUACCCUGUUUGCUCUAUUCUGUUCAGAGACAUUAGUUGGGCGAAAACUUACUUCCCUAACUGCCCAGUAUAGCCAAAAGUGCUUAUGCUUUAUGUCAUCAAAAUUUCAUUCAACGCGGAAAGAUGCAGAAGAAAUUCAUGCAUCUAUCCCAGAUAGCGGUGCUACUUCUAGUGAAGGUUGA
This is a messenger RNA of Fraxinus pennsylvanica, 2727 nucleotides long. NCBI's taxonomy places the organism in Eukaryota, Viridiplantae, Streptophyta, Magnoliopsida, Lamiales, Oleaceae. The record is from the annotation of a GenBank genome assembly.